This is a messenger RNA of Gadus macrocephalus (Pacific cod), 6120 nucleotides long. RefSeq names its product interphotoreceptor matrix proteoglycan 2a (gene impg2a). Gene Ontology annotation, molecular function: hyaluronic acid binding; heparin binding. The transcript is spliced from 21 exons. Gene Ontology annotation, biological process: visual perception. NCBI's taxonomy places the organism in Eukaryota, Metazoa, Chordata, Actinopteri, Gadiformes, Gadidae. The record is from RefSeq and is a predicted model, not a curated record. Bases 196 to 4137 code for a protein of 1313 amino acids.
CCCUCUUUAGAGAGCGACCACCGUACUAUCGCCACAGACGACACUGGAUGUGUCGUUGCUCCCUCCACCCCACCCACGCCACCUCGUCUGGAGCCUUCUAAACUAUGCUAACCUGCCGCGGGAGCGUGCAGACUUCUCGGCCGAGUGACUUCCCCCAGCUUGUGGAUUUUAAGCACCGACCAAAGGAUUUAAAAAAUGUUGGACACCACACGGUGGAAAUAUGUCCUGUGUGCCGCCAUCUUGACUUUCACUGCUGUCAUUGCUCUUGACUCAAGGACAGGUGCAGCGUUCGAAGGGUCCUCCAUGGGACGUCCUGACGAGGGCCCCGGCGGGGGAACCUCUCUCCAGACGCACCCUCGGGUCCUCCGGAUAUCCGAGGCGAAGGUGGGCCCCGUGGGCCGGGGGCCGGCCGGGCCCAGGAGGAAGCGGGACGUCCUGCUGGCCAGUGGGGUCAAGCUUUGUGCCCAGGAGACCUCUGAGCAGGUGGUGGCCAACCACCUGGGGUACUUCCACCUCAGAGUCUGCCAGGAGACUGUAUGGGAGGCUUUCAAGAUCUUCUGGGGCCGUCUUCCCGAGCAGGAAGAGUAUCAAAGUUGGAUGAGCCAAUGCCAGGAUGCAGCUGUUUCGGCGCAGGAUAUUGGCCGAUAUUUCAGCCAAUCAAGAGAGCACCAGGCUUUGGUUAAGAGUCGGAUUUCAUCGCCGGGCUUGAAAAGCUCACCCACGCCCCAGACCUGGGGAGAGGAGGCGCGGGUCACCGCUCAAGCAGGCCCAGCUGGAACUGAGGGUCCCGAAGACAGAGAGCUGGCGGCCGCUGUCCCAGCAGCCACCGGGGGGGGGUUGGUGGAGGAGGAGGUGGAGGUGGUGGAGGUGGUGGAGGAGGAGGCUGUAUUCACAGAUGCCAGCCCGCUGAACAAUGACAUCACUCUGGCGCCGCCCUUGAUGACGUCUGUGCUGGAGCAGGUGGUGGAGCUGAGCAUCUCCCUGAUUGGUCAUAGCUACAGCGAGGACCUGGCGGACCCCGGCAGCCUCCAGUACCAGACCCUUAAGACCCAGUUCACGGAGACGAUGGAGGACGCCCUGGAGCGGCUGCCGGGGUUCCACAGCGUGUCGGUGUUGAACUUCAGGCCUCAAAUUGAUCUUCAAGGGGAGGAGGCGCUGGUGGUGGACUACUCGGUGACGGUGCUGGUGAGUGGGGCGGGCGUAAGCCCCGAGCAGCUGGACUACCUGACCCUGCAGUCCAACCGGGUGGAGAACUCCCAUCACCUGGUGGAGGAGAGGCCCACGCUGGUCUUCACCGUCGGCAAGGUCCGGAUCCACGGAGGCGAAGCGCUACACAAGACAGACGCCGAGAGUGAGCCUGGAUCUCCGGACCCCCCACCGACCCCAGACCACCCAGAGACCACAGAACCGCCAGAGACCCCAAACCCCCCAGAACCCCCAGAGACCCCACACUCUCCUAUUACCCCAAACCCCCCAGAAACCACAGACCCACCAGAGACCCCUCACCCCCCACAAACCCCUAGACCCCCACAGACCCCAGACCCUCCACAAACCCCUCACCCCCCACAAACCCCUAGACCUCCACAGACCCCAGACCCUCCACAAACCCCUCACCCCCCACAAACCCCUAGACCCCCACAGACCCCAGACCCUCCACAAACCCCUCACCCCCCACAAACCCCUAGACCCCCACAGACCCCAGACCCUCCACAAACCCCUCACCCCCCACAAACCCCUAGACCUCCACAGUCUCCCGACCCCACAGAUACCCCUAACCCUCCAGAGGCCCCUGAGACCCCCGAGUCUGAGUCCUUUGAUGAACAUCUAGUUGAUGCAGGGACAGCAGAUGUCCCCAUCCUGGUGGAGGAUUCUGCAGAGAACAAGACAGACUUCCUCGAGGAAGUCCCCGAGAUGGAUGCCGUGAUUCUGGAGGAGAGUCAAAAAGAGUCUCCCGAUCCUGGAAAUGCCAUCUCUCCCAUCGAUGAUAGUAUAGAGGAGGAAGGCCUGAUACCUGGAGACCUUUCGCUGAUGACCACUCCAGAGAGCCCACCGCCAGGGACGCUCCCUGCUGAGGUGGCGUCCCCAGAGCGAGCAGAGGUGAUCGCUCAUCCCGAGCCGCCAGUGGAAAGCGAAGCCUCGGGCCUGGAACCUGACGAUCCUCCAUCUUCAUCGGAAACAUUUACAACUACAGAGGCGGUGGAGGACUCCUCUGAGACAACAGAUGACGGGCCGAUCGGUAGCCAAGAGGAGAACGCAAUCUCUGAAAACAUUCUUGUAGAGCAAGAAAUCCUGACCGAGGUCCAGGAAGGGGCAGGACAAGAGUCCAUUGCUGGAUCUGAAGGGGAGGACAAAGAGGAAGCCAUCAAUGUGGAGGACGUUCCACAGGAGAUUGAAAUCACCACCGUGGUGACGGAGACCACCCAAGAGGAAGAUCAUGUUGUCUCAGUGGUGGUGGCUACACCGGCGAUGACAGAGGAAGAAGAGGAUCUUCCACAACAACCGGAGGAUCUCCCGGCCAUCAACGUCAACCCAGCCCCUCCUGAGGAGCCUGCAAACGGGGAGGUAGAAGAGGAGGGGGAGGAUGUUGUGGUGACAGGGGAGGAAACCGGAGAUGUUAUAGAGCAGGAGAACGAAGAAGAGUCGGUGGAGGUCUUCUCCGAAGACCCGGUGGUGGAAGAAAGGGCAUCGGAUGGCCUCGGUAUCUUCGUGUCAGGUGACCUCACAGAGGAUGAGCUCUUAUUGGUCAACCAGAAGGAGCCAGAGCGGCCAGUCGUCAAUCCUCUCCACCCUGGCCCCCCGACCGCCCUGACACCUGAGAGAGAGUCUCCUUUCACUCGCAUCUCUGACAUCGUAGCGGCCGUAGACGAGCGGUCUGACACGGGAGUGUCCGUCACCACCAUGGGUGUGCAGACCACCGUGGUGGACCUGGCUGACCCUACGGAGGGGGACCCUGGCUAUGACGUUAUUCACUAUGGUUACGGGGCGACCAAUCAAACAGAGGAGGACAGCAGUGGGUUCCCGGCCGGCGCGCCACUAGGCACCGACCAGGUGAGCAUCGCCAUGCCUGUGAUGCCCCAGCGGGCGCUGAUGGUGUUCUUCAGUCUGAGGGUGACCAACAUGAUCUUCUCAGAAGAUCUCUUCAACAAGAGCUCUGCAGAGUACAAGGCCUUGGAGCAACGCUUCCUGGAGCUGCUGGUCCCCUACCUGCAGUCCAACCUGAGUAACUUCCAGAACUUGGAGAUCUUGAAUUUCCGCAAUGGGAGCAUUGUGGUGAACAGCAGGAUGAAGUUUGGCAAGCCAGUGCCCCAAACUGUCACCACGGCGGUGUACCUGAUCCUGGAGGACUUCUGCAACACGGCCUACCAGACCAUGAACCUGGCCAUCGACAAGUACUCGCUGGAUGUCGAAUCGGGCGACCAGGCGGACCCCUGUAAGUUCCAGGCGUGUAAUGAGUAUGCAGAGUGUAAGGUGAACAGGUGGACGGGCGAAGCAGAGUGUGUGUGCACGGCUGGCUACUUCAGUGUGGACCUGCUGCCCUGCCAGAGCAUCUGUGAGCUCAGGGCGGACUUCUGCCUCAACGACGGCAAAUGUGACAUCAUCCCUGGCAAAGGGGCAAUCUGCAGGUGUCGCGUCGGGGAGAACUGGUGGUACCGCGGCGAGCAUUGUGAAGAGUACGUAUCGGAGCCCCUGGUGGUUGGCAUAGCGAUAGCCUCGGUGGCGGGCUUCCUGCUGGUGGCCUCCGGGGUGAUCUUCUUCCUGGCCAGGACACUGAGGGAUCAGUACGACAAGGACGAGUCCGAGGACCCCAUACGGCAUGCGGAGAGCCACCCGUCUCUGGAGCGGGCGACCAAGUACAACCCAAUGUACGAGAGCGAGGCCACCACGGGCUACAGCCACUACUACCGCCGCUACCCCGAGGCGCCCGUCUACAGCAGCGCCAGCGCAGAGGCCUCCACCGACUUCAGCAGCGAGGAGAUCCGACACAUUUACGAGAACAGCGAACUCACCAAAGAGGAAAUCCAAGACCGAAUACGCAUAGUUGAGCUGUACGCUAAGGACCGGCAGUUUGCAGACUUCGUCCGGCAUCACCAAGCAAGUGUGGACAUCCGUAGAGAAAGCUCCUCCGCACAAUCGUGAAUAUCUCCAAACCUUUCCCCUAGAAAAAUAAGUGCCUUCUCUUGAUUGGCUGAGCUUUGGUGGAACGUCCUUGAUGUCUGGGGGAGGCAUGCCCGCUUAACAGUUGCGUCCCUCUGAGAAGAUUCUGAUUGUCUCCUUUACGUAGCUCGAAACGCUAACCAUUUGGUAGUUUGGAGAAGACAAUAACACAGCCAAUAUGGAAAAGUGUAAAUUAUGGAUAAGUAUCUUAGAUGAAUAGUGUUUUGCUGAUUUUUGGCUGCAUACGUGUCCAAUGUUCCUCAAUAAGCAUAAAAUCUCACCAAAUAUAAUUGGGGCAAAAUUGUUGUUCCUCAAUGUAUCACUCUGACAACUGAGUUCGGAGGGAAGACAAAAAUAAGAAGGCUGCUAUUGUUUCUAGUGAAUGGUGCUAUUUAUAUAGACUGAUUGCAAUGUUCCUCUAGCUUACGUAAAGCUUCAGUUUACAUUAGUGAGUAAACUCUAUCUGUCAACUUCAUCGUGGAGUUCACUGGAACAUCAGGUUCCUUUACUGUUCUGCAUUUAGGUGGCCAAACAGAGCCACACUAGGAUUACUGUGUAGGCCUCGCAUCGCUGAUGGAAACUUUCAGUUAGGUGAUCCACGGAGUAGUAUUCCACCCCAUGUACAACGUUGACAGUGAUACCUCUGCCUUCUUUGAGUAAUCCCUUCAUCAACAUCAACUUUUAGAAUCUUUAUUUUCAUUUUUUUUUAAGUUUGAUGAGACAGACAUGAAGGAACAAGGAACUGAAAAAAAUGAGGCCAGCAUUGAGGGAGGCUCGAUAGCUCUCCAGCUCCAGGACUCCAGAAAUAAGUCAAAACACAUUUAGGACGGAAAAUCUUCUAGGGAAAAGGAGUCUGGGGAUUUGAUCAAGUGGUCUGCUUUCAAAUGCAAUAUGUAAUGGGGACUGAAAACAUUGAAAAUGAGGAGAAAGAAGGGGAAAAAGAAAAAAAUCCCAAGUUUGGUAAACAACAUGUGCUUUUUGGAUAGAUGAAGCACAAGCCUGUCUUCUCCCAAAACAAAACUGGUUUCACGAAACAUGGAAAAAAAUAAAAUAAGUGGUUGGCUUGGAGAACCGUCCUGCUCUUCGAGCUAAAAUAAUGAAGACAGUGUUUUCCACGUGUUCCUUGCGCGUCCGGGGGCUCGUGGCGGUUGGCCCCCUACCUGCUGGCCGACCACCACAUCUGCGGCUGAUUACGCUGCACACGGCUGUUUGGUUUGGCAUGCAGGUGUGACCGUCAGACACGUACAGACUUUCUGUUUACAUCGCGGGCCUCAAGAUUUCUGCUCGUUUAGAUUCAAUAGGCCACAGACACAGACUCCUCUCACUCUCUCUCUCAAAUGCUCUCUCUUUCUCUCUCUCUCUCUCUCUCUCUCUCUCUCUCUCUCUCUCUCUCUCUCUCUCUCUCUCUCUCUCUCUCUCUCUCUCUCUCUCUCUCUCUCUCUCUCUCUCUCUCUCUCUCCUUCUCUCUCUCUCUCCUUCUCUCUCUCUCUCCUUCUCUCUCAUUCUCUCUCUCUCUCAUUCUCUCCUUCUCUCUCAUUCUCUCUCUCUCUCAUUCUCUCUCUCUCUCAUUCUCUCUCUCUCUCUCUCUCUCCCAUUCUCUCUCUCUCUCUCUUGCUCUCAUUCUCUUUCUUUUUCUCAUUCUCUUUCUGUUCUCUCGCUCUUUCUCUUUCUUUGUCAAAUCUUGCAUGCCUCUGCAUGUGUUUUUAUUAUGAUGUUUUUAUUUAUGUGCGUUCCACACACUGUUUCAUGUUCUUCCUCCUCCACAUGCAGCCCUGGUCCACUGCUCUACACAAGGUUUAAAACAGGAUCUCUAUCAAUUGCAUCACAGGUCGAUGUCUCCGUCUGAUUACACAUCCAAGGAAAUUAUUGUAUUUUUUCUGUUUUCUACCAUUGUGUAUGAUGUAUAUGUUUCUCACCAACACACAGCUGUGUCGUUGACCAAUAUGAAUAAAUAUACUAUUGUUA